Loxodonta africana (African savanna elephant) is the source of this 2164-nucleotide messenger RNA. RefSeq names its product lysine methyltransferase 5C (gene KMT5C). Gene Ontology annotation, cellular component: nucleus. The transcript has 9 exons. NCBI's taxonomy places the organism in Eukaryota, Metazoa, Chordata, Mammalia, Proboscidea, Elephantidae. The coding region runs from base 72 to 1445 and encodes 457 amino acids. The record is from RefSeq and is a predicted model, not a curated record. Gene Ontology annotation, molecular function: protein binding; histone H4K20 methyltransferase activity.
GGGCGCCUGAGGAGGAGGAGGAGGAGGAGGAGGAGGAGGAGGAGGAGAAGCGGCAUGGUCCGUGGGACACAAUGGGGCCGGACAGAGUGACUGCCCGAGAGCUGUGUGAAAACGACGACCUGGCCACCAGCCUCGUCCUUGACCCCUACCUCGGUUUCCGCACCCACAAGAUGAAUGUUAGCCCCGUGCCCCCCCUGCGGCGACGGCACCACCUGCGCUCAGCGCUGGAGGCUUUCCUGAGGCAGCGGGACCUGGAGGCUGCGUAUCGGGCCCUGACGCUGGGAGGCUGGAUGGCCCACUACUUCCAGAGCCGGGGCCCGCGGCAGGAGGCUGCCCUCAAGACCCACAUCUAUCGCUACCUCCGCGCCUUCCUGCCUGAAAGUGGCUUCACCAUCCUGCCCUGCACCCGCUACUCCAUGGAGACCAAUGGAGCCAAGAUCGUGUCAACACGCUCUUGGAAGAAGAACGAGAAGCUGGAGCUGCUGGUGGGCUGCAUUGCGGAGCUACGCGAGGCUGAUGAGGGGCUGCUGAGGGCUGGGGAGAAUGACUUCAGCAUCAUGUACUCGACCCGCAAGCGUAGCGCGCAGCUGUGGCUAGGCCCCGCAGCCUUCAUCAACCACGACUGCAAACCCAACUGUAAGUUUGUACCUGCAGAUGGGAAUGCAGCCUGCGUGAAGGUGCUGCGGGACAUCGAGCCCGGGGAUGAGGUGACAUGCUUCUAUGGCGACGGCUUUUUUGGGGAGAAGAAUGAGCACUGCGAAUGCUACACCUGUGAGAGGAAAGGUGAGGGGGCCUUCCGGCUGAAGCCCAAGGAGCCUAGGCUGCCCACACCGCGGGCCUUGGACAAGUAUGAACUCCGUGAGACCAAGCGGCGGUUGCAGGAAGGCCAAGACAACAGUGGCUGGCAGGGCCUACGGGGUCUGCGCGCCUGUGCCCACCGAUCCCCACUGCGCCGUGACCUCUUCUGUGCUGUCUGCCAGCCCCUCACUGCCCGCCCUGAUACUAUGGCACCCAUCUGGCUCCAGUGGCUGCUGCAGCCCCUGUCCCGGGCACGCCCCCGGAGACGUCGUCGCCCCCGGCCUCGCCGGGUCCCUGUGCCCCCUACCCUCCGCACCGCCCGUGUCUCCCUACACCCAUGGGGAGGCUGUGGCCCCUUCUGCCGCCUGCGGGGGGAGGCACGGGUGGCCCUGGGCCGUCUUCCCCGUGCCCACUGGGCCCUGCAGCAGGACUGGCACUGGGCCCGGCGCUACGGGCUGCCUCACGUGGUUCGUGUGGACCUCAGCCGCCUGGCCCCAGCUCCCCCAGCUGCCCCUACUGGGCCCCCAGGCCCUGGCCCCGUCCCCAAGCAGGCACUUGCCUUCGCACCCUUCUCCCCACCCAAGCGCCUGCGGCUGGUGGUGAGCCACGGCUCAAUCGACCUGGACGUCAACAGCGAUGGGCCCUGACAAGCCAGACAGCAAGGCCACGGGGAGGGAAGGGGCGGAGUGAUGAGGAACCCUCUGUCCAUUUUUCUCCUUGGCCUGCAAGUCCGUGGGGACCCAUUGACCUCAAGGAGGAGCCCUGAGGCCUCUGGGAGGGUGUUGACCCUGACCUCAGCACAGCUCUGACCCCGAAAGGGGGCUGGUUUGGAUACCCCCAGGGAUCUGAUCCCUGACCCUCUGUGACUGCUGACCCCUGAGCCACCCCUAGCCCAGCAGGGAGCCCUGGCCGUUGUUGCCCCCACCCACCUGUUUCAGGACAAAAGGGGCAUUCCCCUCAACCCCCACUCCUGCCUCAGUCACCCCUCCCCAGGGAGCAAAGCCAUAGGGGGCGGGGCUGCCCCAUGCGGUGCCCCCAGAAGCCAGGCCUCAGGAGGAGGUGGAGCCCUUUGGGGGUCGCACUCCCUAGCCACUGACCCUAUGAGGGGAGUGGGUUUGUGCUCAACCCUGCAGCUGUCUGAGGUGGGGAAAAUAGGGGGUGUGGGAGGGGGCAUGACCUCUUCACCACCCCCAGGGUCUCAGGGAGGCCGGGUGUGACCUCGUCUUUCUCAUGGUGCUAUCCCUGGUGCUACUGGGGUGUUGGGGUGCCCAUCCCUCCCCUCCCCCAUGCCAGAACCGGGUGUGCUGGAGGAUUGGAAGCACUUGAACUUUUUAUUUUAUUUUAUUAAAACCUUGUUAUAAACUGC